GACGAUAUCAUUCAAACUACGCAUCUCAAACCACAUUUUUCACAUUGUUAUAUUUAACAUCAGUAUUCAUACUCUCUUCUCUAUAUAAACACACCCGAAUUAGUGAGACAUUUAUUAACACACAUAAUCUAAAGACCAUCUUGAGAAGUAGAAAAAUAGAGAGAGAGACAAUGAAGUUCCCUUACGGUUCUUCUCAUGAUGAUCUCCACGCUUUGGUCAAUCAGACCAAGAAUGAUAUUCAGUUGUCCACCAUUAAUUUUGAUCCUUACUCAUUUGUCUCUCCUUCUGCUUACGAUAUGGCUUGGUUAGCUAUGGUGGAAGAAGACCACAACGUAGAUGAUGAUGAUGAUGAGAUUAAACCUAUGUUCCGAGAUUCUUUAGAUUGGAUUUUGUGUAAUCAAAAUGCCGGAGAAGGUUACUGGGGAAACUCCGGGUGUCUAAUUACUCCGGUGUCUGACGCUGGAGACGAAGACGGAGACGACAUGUAUACUCUAACUUCCACUCUUGCCUGUGUUCUUGCUCUUCACAAAUGGAACAUUGGGUGUUUUCAUCUCCAAAAAGGGAAGAGAUAUAUCGAGAGAAGAACGGAGAUGAUAAUUAGGAAAUACAAAAGCAAAGAGAGAUCCUAUCCUCGUUGGUUCGUUAUCAAAUUCACAGGAAUCCUCGAGCACGCUCAACAACUUGGCUUACACUUUGUUUUCUCUAGUCGCUGUAUUGAAAUGAUCAAAGAGGUGUUUGAUCAACGCCAAGAGAUUCUCAAAAGAGAAAAGUUGUUGGAUGAUUGUAACCAUAUACCUCUACUGGCAUAUCUAGAGGUCUUGCCAUCAACGUUAUAUGUCGAAAACCAAGAAGAAAUCAUAGUUAAGAGCCUCGACAAUAUCGAUGGCUCUUUAUUUCAGUCGCCUUCAGCAACUGCAUCAGCAUUUAUGAUUACCCGCAAUGCAAAGUGUCUUGCAUAUCUUCAAAAUGUCGUCCAAAGAUGCCCAAAUGGAGUCCCACAAAAAUACCCUCUUAAUGAAGAACUCAUAAAACUCUCCAUGGUUAAUGUAAUCGAGAACAUCGGUUUAGGAGAGUUCUUUGGAAGUGAUAUUGAACAUGUUCUUCAACAAGUUUACAGGAGUUACGAGGAAGAAAAUGUAGAGAGAAUGCCUAUCAGUUAUCUAGCAGAUAAACUGCACAAAGACUCACUUGCAUUUCGGAUGUUAAGAAUUCGAGGUCACACCGUUUCACCAAGAAGCUUUUGCUGGUUCUUGAAUGAUCAGGAAACUCGAAAUCAUUUGGAAAGAAAUACAGACUCUUUGUUCCUUGUCAUCCUUAGUGUUUACAGAGCCACAGAUCUCAUGUUUCCAGGAGAGCAAGAGCUUGAAGCAGCAAGAGAGUAUACUCGGAAUCUACUUGAGCAAAUUCGGUCAAUCGACGAACGAAUGAUUAAGCAUGAAUUAAGUACUCCAUGGAUAGCUCGACUCAAACACCUUGAUCAUAGGAUGUGGAUUGAGGACAAAAACUCAAAUGUCCUCUCAGUCGGAAAAGCCUCCUUUUUAAGACUACAUAAUACAUAUAUCAACAAGCUGACUCAUCUUGCAACAAGAAACUUCUUAUCUCGACAAGCAUUGUACAGACGCGAGCUAGAGGAAUUAACAAUAUGGGUAAAGAAAUGGGGACUUAAUGAUAUUGGUUUUGGUAGAGAGAAGACAACAUAUUGUUACUUUGCAACUGCGACUUCAUUGCCCUUUGAAUCUGCCAUUAAAGUUGGAAAGCUUACAGCGAAGACUGCCAUCCUCGUCACAGUUGCCGACGAUUUGUUUGAUGAAGAAGGUUCUUUGGAUGAUUUGGAAGCUCUUACUAAAGCUGUUAUAAGGUGGGAUGGAGACGAGCUUGAAGGUUACGAAAAAAUCAUAUUUAUGGCACUUGAUGAUAUAGUAAGAGAGACUACAGAGGCUUGCCGUAAGCAACACGGAACCGACAUUACAGAUCAGCUUCGCAACAUAUGGGGUGAAACUUUUGAGUCAUGGCUACGUGAAGCCGUAUGGAGUAAGAAGGGACAUAUUCCAUCGAUGGAAGAAUAUCUUCAUAGUGGAAUGAUCUCAAUCGCAGCACACACCAUGGCUCUUUCAGUUUCGUGUGUCAUGGAACCUUGUUUUCCCCAACAAAAACUCAACUCUGGAAAAUAUGAUACGUUAACCACAUUGCUCAUGAUCAUACCUCGACUUUUAAAUGAUCUGCAAAGUUAUCAGAGGGAACAAGAACAAGGGAAGAUCAAUUCCGUGCUACUCCACAUGAGGAAUACUUCAGGUCUCGAGAUUGAAGACUCAAUCGCUCAUAUCGAAAAGAUAAUUGAUUCAAACAGGAAAGAGUUUCUGGAGCAUGUACUAAUCGAUGGGCUAAGUGAUUUACCCAAACCGUGCAAAGAGAUUCACAUGUCUUGUUGCCAAGUCUUUGAGAUGUUUUUCAACAAGAAAAAUCGUUAUGAUUCCGACACAGAGAUGCUUCAAGACAUUAAGAAAGCUUUCUACGAUCCCGUGAAUGUAAAUGAACUUUCAGAGAACGAGCCUAAGCCACUGAUGGUACAUGGGGAUGAAUUUAUGAUGCUUCCUCUGCUGAUGAACCUUUCACCAAAGAUUCUUGAAUUUAAGAGGAAGGACGAAUACGGGGCGGUGAAAACAUCCAUGUGCUUGAGAAGAAGUUUUCAUGCUCAUAAACGCGCUAUUGCCUUACAGCCUCUAAAGAUCGUUGCCUCGAAGAGUAUAGUGGUACCAAUGAUGCCAUCAAAAUUCGCACCUUGCUUCUACUGA
Messenger RNA from Eruca vesicaria subsp. sativa (arugula), 2792 nucleotides. The record is from the annotation of a GenBank genome assembly. Lineage: Eukaryota; Viridiplantae; Streptophyta; Magnoliopsida; Brassicales; Brassicaceae.